Messenger RNA from Cololabis saira (Pacific saury), 1382 nucleotides. Its product is annotated as tumor necrosis factor receptor superfamily member 6B-like. NCBI's taxonomy places the organism in Eukaryota, Metazoa, Chordata, Actinopteri, Beloniformes, Belonidae. The transcript is spliced from 5 exons. Gene Ontology annotation, molecular function: protein binding. The record is from RefSeq and is a predicted model, not a curated record. The coding region runs from base 65 to 964 and encodes 299 amino acids.
UAUAAAAGGAACCUAAUCCCUACAUGUACUGUAUGUCAAACCGUAGUUGACAGAAGUAAAGACUAUGACCAUGCUUUCCUUGGUAGUGAUGCUCCUGUUCCCUGCAGUCCACCACGGACUCCCCAGCUCCGCAGUUGACGUUCCCACCUACGAGCACCAAGAUCCGUCCACAGGGGAAACGCUGGCCUGCGAGAAGUGUCCGCCGGGCUCUCACAUGGUCGCCCACUGCACCGCCAACACACGCACCAAGUGCCAGCCGUGUAAAAGCGACCACUUCACGGAGUUGUGGAACUACCUGCCCAGGUGUCUGUACUGCAACAACUUCUGCUCACACACCCAGGAGGUGGAGACGGAGUGUUCUCCAGUCAACAACAGGGUCUGCCGGUGCGUACAGGGCUACUACCUGAUGGAUGACUUCUGCAUCAGACAGUCGGAGUGUGGCGCUGGAUACGGUGUUCAGUCCAAAGGUACAUCAAAAGAAGACACUGUUUGUGAAAAGUGCUCCGAUGGCUUUUUUUCCAACUCGUCGUCUGCAGUGGAUUCGUGCGUAAAACACCAAGAGUGCGCAGGCGGAGAGCUUGCGCUCCUCCCCGGUUCAAAUCUCCACGACACCGUGUGUGGCACCUGCAAGGAUCUGGAGAAUGGAGGUGAGACGCUGAGGACCUUCCUCGCAGCGUUUUUUAGCGCGCACAGGAUGGGUGUCAGAAAAAUGAAGAGAUUUGUUGCCAGAAACAUGUAUAGCUCGGAUGAGGAGAGGGGGGAUGAAGACGCGAGCCUCACCGAGCAGAGAGGCCCUCUCCUGGGCCAGAUCAGGGCGUGGCUGGCCGACGCCCCGGUGGAGAAACUGAGGCGGAUCCCGCAGAUGCUGAGGGCCGUCCAGGUCAACUCCAUGGCGGAUAAACUUGACAAGAGAUUCAGUGAGAUCCAGGAGCAAAGCCUCGAUUGUACCUUAACUCUUAAAUAGCUCUAAGUCAUGUAAGAGUAGAUAUAUGAGUAGGAGUUGUACGUAUUUUAUUAUACAUCAACAUUUUCUCCUGUGAUUUAUUUGUAUUUUAACAUAUUACAGAGACUGAGCUACCUUUUACAAGAUGAUUUUUAAAUAAAUAAAGCUGCGUAGUGAGAUUUUGUCACUGAAAUGUUCAUAUGAAUGUCUUGACUUGGUGAAUGUAAUGAACAAAAUGUCGAAAACUAUUAUUUCUGCUGAUUUUAUGAAUGAUUGUACGUUAUUAUUUUGUGUAUCAAUACAACAACAAUAACAACACGUUUCAAAGGUGUAUGAAUCUUUACAAUUACAGAUGAAAUAUUUAAAUGUUUUGACCACCAGUUGGAGCCAUUAUAUUAUGCCUUACAUUGUGCACAACUACUAUGUAUGCAAAACUGAA